Messenger RNA from Cyclocybe aegerita, 606 nucleotides. The record is from the annotation of a GenBank genome assembly. NCBI's taxonomy places the organism in Eukaryota, Fungi, Basidiomycota, Agaricomycetes, Agaricales, Hemipholiotaceae.
AUGUUUAAAUACGUCGCCGCGGAUGAAGAGAACAACAAGACCCUGGCAGAAAUUAUUCGAGAUAAACGUGGGCACGCCGACACGGUUAUCCCGAACGCAGUCAAGCACCAUGAAGUCGUAGAGCAUAUUAAUGUCAAUGCGAUGACAUCUCUUGUGUUAUUCCAAGCGAUGUUUGGCCUGCUUAAGGCGAGGAAGCUGAUGCAGAAGUUUAUCCCCAUUUCUUCUGCAGCGGGAAGCCUGUCUGCAGCGGCUCCAUUCGGCUUGAUCGUGUACGGAGGGUCCAAGGUUCUCCUGAACUAUAUCACCCGUAGAAUCCAUUUCGAAAACGAGUGGCUAGGUGCAUUCCUCCAUGACUCAGAGAAUGGUUUUCUAAUUCCAAGUUGCCCUUGGAAGUCGUAUUCCCGCUCACCCCACGUCGUCCGAACGAACUUGUACGAGCAGGGUCGCGAAAUGGACCCAACCCAUACGUUCAAGAAGGUCAGCAUUGACGAAGUCACGAAGCCCAACGAUGCCACCGUUCUCCUCGUUGACAUCGUCGAGAACGCCACUCGCGAGAAUGAAGGAGGACAAUUCAUUAACAUUGAUGGUUCGAGGCUUCCGUGGUAA